UUAACGCUCACAUCAUCUCCUGGGGUUCCUGGGGCUGGCGUACCUGCCGUCUCCACACCCUCGGCCCGUGCCUCCCACCUCCGCUCCCUACCUGACCACCGCCGAUCGUCUCCUCACCACUACCUUAAAACACCAGGAUAUACAAGCGCGAAUGGUGACAGGAAAGCGCGGCAUUACAAAGGGUGAUUUCUUGGGUUAAGUGUGUGUUGAGGUGUAGUUUGUGGCGCGGGUAGUGAGGCAGCACACUCGCUCUUGGCCAACACUGGCGGCGGGAAGUGACUCGACCCACAUUCUCGGAAGUGACAUAUUGUUCCUGUGAAUCAGAUCCUGUGAGGAAGGAAAUAUAUAAGACGCGACACUGCCCUUAGCUGCCACUGCCAGGCGCUCCUUCGCGGUGGAGCCACUGAGACAGGAGAGGAGGGAACACAACACUAACGAAGGAAAAUAGUGUUAGUGUAUACCUGUUUCCUACAGUGAGAUAAUUCACCUUGUUUCAGGUAACACACAAAGCUUCUUAUAGACUAAAUAAUCCAAUUAUCUUUAGUAGGAAUUAGUUCAAAUACAAAACAAAAUCCCAGAGCUAGUGAAUAAUUAUUGAUGCAAAUAACAUAAUGAAUAUAAAUUAUUUACAAAGGAAGUAUAAUAAUGAAUAUUAAAGACGUACAUUAUAAUAAUUAAACACUUAAACUGAACCAAUACCCGGUGAAGCUUCUACAGAAAAAGACCACAAGAGACACCGCCAGAAUACUGAACCAAAACUACUAAAAUCAGUGCCAUAAACAGUGUUAUAGUUAGAAUUAGCGACAGUGCCUCACAGUGUUGUCAUCACUGCCAGAAGGUGCGCCUCAGCAGUGCCAGCAGCCUAUGUGAGGGCUGGGAGGCCCUGUGAGAUAGCAGGCCCUGAGGUAGACAGGAGCUGAGCAUGUGCCAGCACACACAGCCACCUGACGCCCACCCACCACGACCACGCUAACUUCCCCUCCCUCCUUCACACUCUCCUCCAGGAAGGUCAUCCUCUAGCAAGUGUGAGAGGGUCGACGAUGAGACUUGGGUGGAGGGGGAGGGCGGGGGGCUGGCACCCCCUGCUGUGGGCCGCCCUCCUACUGCUGUGUGUGGCCGUCGGCAGCGCGGACAUUAAGCGACGGGAACCCAAGUGGUGGAGAAUCGCCAAGAUCGCCGACCCGUCAAACCUGAUGAGCAACCACAUCAUGUCCAACUCCCUGAGUGACCACGACCUUGACCCAGCCAUCCGCCUCAUCCUCCGCAAGAAACAGAAACGCUUAGUGAGGGACAACCCGGGCGUCCUGGUAGCCAUAGCUAAGGGCGCUCGCACCGCCGUCCACGAGUGCCAACACCAGUUCCGCAACAGACGCUGGAACUGUUCCACCUCCGCCUUCGUCAGCAGGAAAACCCUCUUCGGCAAGAUCGUUACAAAGGCGUGUCGGGAGGUGGCCUUCCUGUACGCCCUCACCUCGGCCGCCGUCACCCACACCGUCACCCGCGCCUGUACUGAGGGCACCGUCGACUCCUGCAACUGUGACUACCGGGCCAAGGGGCCCUCAGGCCUGGACUGGGAGUGGGGCGGCUGCUCGGACAACAUCGACUUCGGCAACAAGUUCGCCCGACUCUUCGUCGACGCGGGCAUGAAGGGACGUGACCCGCGUUUCCCUAUUGACCUACACAACAACGAGGUUGGCAGACUGCACGUGAAGGACAACAUGAGGAAGGAGUGCAAAUGUCACGGUAUGUCUGGCUCCUGCACCGUCAAGACCUGCUGGUGGAGGCUGCCUUACUUCAGGAGGGUGGGCGACGCACUCAAGGAUCGGUUCGACGGGGCUUCUCGGGUGCUGGUGAAGAACCUCGGUAACCCCCGCACGCCCAACGACCGCCGCCCUAACCGACGGAGGAAGAGCAAGAAGAGGAAGAGAAAGUCCUUCAGGCUCUUCAAACCCUUUAACCCCGACCACAAGCCGCCCUCCAAGAAGGAUCUCGUCUACCUGGAGGAGUCGCCGGACUUCUGCCUCCGAAACCGUCAGCUGGGUAUCAUCGGGACACAAGGCAGAGAGUGCAACAAGACGAGCAUCGGUGUGGACGGGUGCGACCUCAUGUGCUGCGGGAGGGAGUACCACUCCCAGGUGGUGGAGGUGGAGGAAAGGUGUUCCUGUACCUUCCAGUGGUGCUGCGUCGUCAAGUGCAAGACCUGCAAAUAUAUGAAGACCAUACACACCUGUUCCUAGUGGCCUCCACGCACCAGGUCCUCAAGAGAGACGUAGUUGCUCUUCCCUGCUUUGAGAGCAGGAUGGUGCCGUGCAUUUGUGCAGUUGCGAACGUGUUAGCAAAAAUGACUCACCAUGCAGGUUCCCGUCAGGGACAUUCAGAUAUCACUGGGACAACACCCUUACUUGUCUAUCUCUAAGUGAAUCUUAUCGCUGAGGUGUAGAUACUGUGCACGAACCCUCAACUGUGCUCCUGAGGCAGUGGCGUGAACACACUUGCUAGUGAGGCAUUGUAAAUACGAGUUUUGCUGCAGCCUUUACCGCCAACUGUAAAUACGACGGAGAGUGAAUACGACGGGCCAAAAACGAAUGUAAAUAAACCGAUCAUCAGUUUCCUGUAAAUAGAAGAAAAUUUCUCUCAUCUUACAAGGCAUGUAAAUAGUACGACAACACACCAUGUUUGGAUAAUGAAGUGUCAAGGUGCAUGAUCAUCUUGAACUCGGAAACUGUGUUAUAAAUAAUCAAAUCUAUGAGAAAAAGAACAUAAUGAAAGUGACGUGAAAAUAUGACAAGAAAAUUAAUCAAUCUUCAGAAUAAACUCCUGAGGUAAUUAUUUACCUUUAAUUCCAAAUAAUAAUGUUGUAAGAGGCUUGAAUACAAAGUUACAACAUCAGUCUCAUAACACACCAUAGAUACUGUCACAAGUGUCAUUUUAAUAACACUGACUUUAGGAAGAAAGCCACUUCUCUCCUCCCACUCCACGUCACACUGGAUAAACGUGUUUGUGUAUGAAAAUGCAUAUUUGACUCCAGUGUUAAGAGCAAGUGCAGUAAGUAAAGCCUUAUCACCAGAAUAACCUGAUUUGUUUUACCAUGAUGCUGUGUUCGUCAGACCUAAGGUAAACGGAUAUUAAAACAGGAUCUUUAAACUAAGAGAACCUGAAGAUAGGAACCUUUCACAUGAGGAUCCCCAGAGGGAGGAGUCUGAAGACCGAUGACUUAGGCUGAGAAGUCAUGAUACCAAAGGACAAGGAAGUGACCAACCACACACACCAAAGGACCAGGAAGUGACCAACCACACACACCAAAGGACCAGGAAGUGACCAACCACACACACCAAAGGACCAGGAAGUGACCAACCACCAAAGGACCAGGAAGUGACCAACCACACACACCAAAGGACCAGGAAGUGACCAACCACACA
Messenger RNA from Homarus americanus (American lobster), 3419 nucleotides. Its product is annotated as protein Wnt-1-like. Gene Ontology annotation, cellular component: extracellular region. Gene Ontology annotation, biological process: canonical Wnt signaling pathway; multicellular organism development; neuron differentiation. NCBI's taxonomy places the organism in Eukaryota, Metazoa, Arthropoda, Malacostraca, Decapoda, Nephropidae. Bases 1041 to 2237 code for a protein of 398 amino acids. Gene Ontology annotation, molecular function: cytokine activity; frizzled binding. The record is from RefSeq and is a predicted model, not a curated record. The transcript is spliced from 7 exons.